GUGGCUAUGGAGCUGAAGCUCCACCCACCAAUCGUGAAGAUCAACACACAGCACCUGGUAAACAGGAUGCAGAUGACUAUUGACUCGAAGACGACCGUAGAGGAUACGUGACGGAUCCAACCUUUGAUAAGGAAGUAGCCGGAAGGCUCCCAGAGUUGCGACACGUACUACAUGCGUCCUUGCACCACUAAAGCCACCUUUCCGCAAGCAAUAGCUCGCUGCAUGAGAGGCCGCCUUCACUCGCUAGUCGCAGAACCCGACCAUGGCCUCCAAGCCAGUUACACUGAAGCUCCAAUCGCGAGGCAAGCGUAUUCCCAAACUUCCCAGCGAGACCAACAUCUAUGUACAAGGCAGCUCCGCAGACCUAUACGAGCGGAUAGCCAAAGACACCGGAUACUCGGUUCACCGGCUGCGGAUCACUUCAGGCGAAGAUGGCAAGCCUAUACCGAACGACAAAAAGAUUACUGUUAGCGGUGCGGGUCUUGGGAACGGGAGCGUUAUACAGGUGAAAGAUCUUGGCCCACAGAUUGCCUGGCAAACGGUGUUCGUGAUCGAGUAUAUCGGACCGCUUAUCAUCCACCCGCUCUUUUACUUCCUGCGGCCCUAUAUCUAUAAGAACGCACCGCCGCAACCCUCAACGCUACAAACACUGUCAUGUGCAAUGAUCACAUCACACUUCCUCAAGCGCGAGCUCGAGACACUGUUUGUUCACCGCUUCAGCCAUGCCACCAUGUCCGCAAACAACAUAUUCAAGAAUUCAGGUCACUACUGGAUUCUGGGCGGUUUCCUGAUAGCAUACUUCACUUACGGGCCGAACUCAAUCACCGCAAAGGAUACUCUGCCGCUGCUAACGUACGCCGGCGUCGCGCUAUUUCUGUUCGGCGAGCUUGCCAACUUGAACACGCACAUGGUUCUCCGGAAUCUGCGCUCACCCGGCGGGACAGAACGCGGGGUACCAAAGGGUUUCGGUUUCGACUUGGUGACUUGUCCAAACUACCUCUUCGAAGCCAUUGCGUGGAUUGGCGUGCUGAUGGUCAACCGGUCAUGGACCACGGUGGUUUUCAUCGCGGUGGCGGUGCUGUUCAUGGCAAGGUGGGCGAAGACGAAGGAGAUCAGGUAUCGGAAAGAGCUGGGAAGCAAGUAUCAGAAGAAGCGGUAUGCAAUGGUACCGGGUGUAUAUUGAGCGUGGAUGCGAAGUCUCAGUACCCUACCUUUCAACUGCCGCUUUUAUAGGUCCUUGAGCAGGUCAACGACUGUCAAUCACUUGCUUCGACUGGCAUUCGAGCUGGCUUGGGAAGAAGCCAGGAAAGUAGAACGCUCGCCCAAAGGCAUUGAAGACCGUGGCACAGUCACAAAUCAUAGCCUGCAAGCGCGUCCUUCAGCUAGCACACCCGGCAUAAUAAGGCGAAACGCUCCGGAGAAUAUAGGGUCGAGAAUAGCGGCAGAUGUGGUUGAGAUCCAAGCUGUACCUACUGUCGUCUGCAUACUGCAUACAAGCAGAUGAGCAUGAGAGUCACUAUAUGAACAGGCGCUCCCAUCCAACCCUGUUUCAUUAGGGC
Messenger RNA from Baudoinia panamericana UAMH 10762, 1559 nucleotides. RefSeq lists its product as uncharacterized. The transcript has 3 exons. The coding region runs from base 263 to 1183 and encodes 306 amino acids. The record is from RefSeq and is a predicted model, not a curated record. Lineage: Eukaryota; Fungi; Ascomycota; Dothideomycetes; Mycosphaerellales; Teratosphaeriaceae. Gene Ontology annotation, biological process: very long-chain fatty acid biosynthetic process. Gene Ontology annotation, molecular function: oxidoreductase activity, acting on the CH-CH group of donors.